AUGGCGCUAUCUAACGAUGACCAGAUCAAAGAGAUUAUUGUUAUUGGUGCAGGCGUAGUCGGCCUUACCACUGCCUUGAGAAUACAGGCCCAAGGCGCUUACCGUGUCACAAUCGUUGCAGAGACCUUCCCAACAGAUCCAAAGUCGAGCAGGUACACGAGUCACUGGGCGGGUGCACACCAUGUCAGUCAUGCUUAUGACGAUCAAAGACAGCGAAGUAUGCUGCUUUCUGACCGCCUGAACAUACAUCUUGAUCAAGAAACCUUCCAUGCUUUAUGGAAGCUAUCAGAACCAGGUGGUGAAGCCGAGGGUUGUUUCUUGCGGCAUACCCAAACUGAAUACCACGGAGACGAUCUCCUUGAUGCUGAAUGGCUUCAUUACAUGCCAGAUUUUAAAUAUCUAGAGAGUAACCAACUUCGUGGUCCAGCAAAGAUGGGUUUCUCAUUCAGCACCGUAACCAUGAAUACCCCAGCCUACCUUAACUGGCUUAUGUCUUCUUUCCUUGCAAAAAACGGGACCAUCGUGCGUGCGUCCCUGCAGCACAUCAGUCAACUCCUCGAGCGGGGAACCAGUCCAUACACGGGUGCUCAGUCGUACCGUGAUGUUGACGCUCUUGUCAUCUGUGCUGGUCUUGGCGCCCGCACGCUAGGAGGCGUUGAAGAUAAAGACGUACAUCCAAUUCGCGGGCAAACCGUGCUACUUAGAGCUCCUUGGAUCAAGUUCGGGAGGACCAUGACCGAGGCUGACGGUACGUACACUUACACGAUGCCAAGGAGCAACGGUGAUGUGCUGUGCGGCGGCACGAGAGUACCCAAUGAUUGGUACCCAAUUCCGCGUCCUGAAAUAACUGAGGACAUUCUUGCACGUGCCCUGCAACUCACCCCGGAGCUCGCACCCCCACAGACGCGCGUUGACCGUGAGCCCACCGUCGAGGACCUUCGCCCCAUCAUUAUUGAGCCAGGUUGCGGCCUACGCCCCGGGAGAAAGGGUGGCAUCAGGCUCGAAGUCGAGUGGGUUGACGCGCCCACGCGAGGUAAGGUGCCUGUGGUGUUUAACUAUGGACACUCCGGUUAUGGCUUCUUGUCGUCGUGGGGCUCAGCAAACAUGGCCUUGGAUCUGCUAGAAGGCGCCCUCAAGACGGGUGCUCCAGCGGAUGCCAUUCCUGGCGUUGAUGGUCUGCCUGAGAAUCCAGGAAACUGAGGUUUUGAGGUGGGAGAACAAUUUAUUGCACUGGCGACGCAAGGGGAGGGGUGAAUGAUUCUAUGAAUGUAGAUUUGGGUGUACGCCAAACGAUAUCGAAAGUACAAUGCGACGUUUGAAGAUAUUGCAAGGCCGAAUAUUGAAGUACUGGGAUCGACCAUGAAACGAGAUCUUGGAUUGCGUGGACUGUCCAUUUCAUCCAUAAGUUUGUAUGAAUCAAUGCUUGGACUGGCCGCCAUGGAGGAUCGACUGCAGAGUCAGCACUAUCUAAGGCCUCCUUAAGUAUCGCUAUGAAUCAGUGCUUGAACAGUCCUUACGUGGUGAAUGGGUCGAUGAUCGUCGUAUGAAAGGAGAAGUUAUCAUUUCAA
Suillus paluster is the source of this 1568-nucleotide messenger RNA. RefSeq lists its product as uncharacterized. The transcript has 7 exons. The coding region runs from base 1 to 1200 and encodes 399 amino acids. Gene Ontology annotation, molecular function: D-amino-acid oxidase activity; FAD binding. NCBI's taxonomy places the organism in Eukaryota, Fungi, Basidiomycota, Agaricomycetes, Boletales, Suillaceae. The record is from RefSeq and is a predicted model, not a curated record.